AUGUUUAUUCCGUGCAAUGAAGCAUGUUUAAUUAAUAACGGAAUUCAAGAAAGAGGUAGCCCUUGGUAUUGUCAAAGAUGUGUUUCAAACGCGCGGCACGACAUCUAUCUGUCAUCCAAUAACAACGUCGAAGGAAACUCGAAGGCACAAAUGAAUCCCCUACACUUGUUACUAGAGGCGUCAGAUCAACUGCAAUCAAAUUCGGGGUCAGAAAAUGAUUCUGCAAUUGUCCAUUCACAUUUCGCCCGAAGAGAUAACGCAAUUGCGCAGCAGCAUGAGAAGAAUCUUGGCCCUUCUCGUGCAAACCUUGUAAAUUCCGAGGAGUCUACGCCGAGCCGACCACCGAUUGCCUUUAAUUUAAACAUCGAUCCGUUUAAUGGUAGCAGCGGCGGAGGCCAAGAAGAAACAGAGAUUGCCAUCGAGAAGUUUGAAUGCCAAUACACAUCUUUCGAUGAAG
Molecule: messenger RNA, 457 nt
Organism: Acaulospora colombiana
Lineage: Eukaryota; Fungi; Glomeromycota; Glomeromycetes; Diversisporales; Acaulosporaceae
Source: the annotation of a GenBank genome assembly